GACAUCAAGAUGCCCUGGCAACCUCAUACUGUUUUAAAAACAUUUAAUGUAUCCCGGCAACCACAUUGAUUACAUCUGCUGAUAGUUUGCAUUUGCAAAUAACUUUAAUUUGUGAAAAGAAUACAAUUAACAUAAAAAAGCCAUCAAAAUGGAGUUCUCCGUGGAACAUAUGGAGAAGCUCGUGGAUCUGCUGAGACCACCGGAACCUGAAGUGCUGCAAGGAGACGAUUUACCUGCUACUGAGUUUGAAAUAAGUUCAACAAGAGGUAAAAUUCCUCCUCCCGAAGAAAAAAAGACUCCAAAAACUAUCGAAGAGUUUGAGGAACAAGAGGCUAAGGAGAUCGAAAACUUGGGGAAAGCUGGUGUUGGUUUAGGAGAUCUGAAAACUCCUGAAUAUACUAUGAACUAUCAGCAGUCUGUGUCUGCUGAAGAUGUCUACCUUCAGAUUGGCCCAAAGACCCCAUCAUCAGCAAGUUGCGAAAAUCUCAUCGUUCGCAUCAAGAUGCCGGGAGAUAAGAAAGAAAACGUGGAUUUAACAGUCGACACCAACAGCGUGGCAGUGAUGUCCUCCCAGUAUUCACUAAAACUUCCUUUGCCACAUGGCAUCGACCCUGAUCGGUCUAAGGCUAGCUGGGAGUCCGACCAGGAAACAUUGGUGCUGACCCUCAAGCUAGAUAGAGAAUUUGAUUUUGUUAAUUUUUAAAAUAUAGAUACACUACAUUGUAACUUUA
Messenger RNA from Spodoptera frugiperda (fall armyworm), 731 nucleotides. RefSeq names its product dynein axonemal assembly factor 6 (gene Dnaaf6). The transcript is spliced from 3 exons. Gene Ontology annotation, cellular component: cytoplasm. The record is from RefSeq and is a predicted model, not a curated record. Lineage: Eukaryota; Metazoa; Arthropoda; Insecta; Lepidoptera; Noctuidae. Gene Ontology annotation, molecular function: dynein intermediate chain binding; protein-folding chaperone binding. Bases 149 to 703 code for a protein of 184 amino acids. Gene Ontology annotation, biological process: axonemal dynein complex assembly.